AUGGCUGGUAAAGUACACGGCGGUAAAGGUAAGUCCGGUGCCAAAGAUGGUGGUCCAUUGACCAUAGGUGCUCAAUCGUCGUCUGCCAAAGCAGGGCUACAAUUCCCCGUGGGCCGUAUCAAAAGGUUUCUAAAGAAACAUGCCAGUGGUAAGACCCGUGUAGGGUCCAAAGCCGCUGUUUACUUGACAGCCGUAUUGGAAUAUUUGACCGCCGAAGUGUUAGAACUAGCGGGUAAUGCAGCCAAGGAUUUGAAAGUGAAAAGAGUCACACCACGUCAUUUACAAUUGGCUAUCAGAGGUGAUGAAGAAUUGGAUUCCCUAGUACGUGCCACAAUUGCUUCAGGGGGUGUUUUGCCCCAUAUCAACAAGGCUCUGCUGUUAAAGGUCGAAAAGAAACAACGCAAGGCUUAA
Molecule: messenger RNA, 411 nt
Organism: Henningerozyma blattae CBS 6284
Lineage: Eukaryota; Fungi; Ascomycota; Saccharomycetes; Saccharomycetales; Saccharomycetaceae
Gene: HTZ1
Product: histone H2AZ
Exons: 1
Coding region: 1-411 (136 amino acids)
Cellular component (GO): nucleosome
Molecular function (GO): protein heterodimerization activity; DNA binding; structural constituent of chromatin
Source: RefSeq, a predicted model, not a curated record